GUUUUUUUGUUUUUUUUUUUAAGAGACUUAAAAAAGACCAAUGGCUUACCAACAACGUGAUGAGUAAUAGCCAAAUGCCAUAUAGGCGGAAACAAGCUGGCUGUUGAGCGAUUGUUAGAAAUUUUAAUAUUCAAUAAUUUUAUGACAGGUCGGAACACUUGUCACUUCACUUAAAAUGUUUUCAAAAGAAGAAACACUAAGUAAGGAAGAUCCAAGUUCGAGCUUAACCGAAAAUUUGAUACUCACGAAAGGAAAAGUGAUUGACGGGAUAUUUUAAUUAAAACAGGAAGUAUUACAUCCCUUAUUUACAAUCUUUUGGAAUUUCAUAAAGAUUUCUUACAUAUUGACCGAAAGAUGCUUUAUACCGCAUCAACCGGAAGUUCUUCUAUUAUGCUUAUAUUAAGUAUUUGGGGUUGAGGGAAGUAUUUACCCGAUUUUACCCAUUUUUGGCACAAGGGCAUAAGUUAUUACAAAAAAUAUCUACCUGCAUUUCAAUACUAGAACUCACAGAUUGACCAAUAUGUUCGGUACAAAAUCAGACAUAUUUGGGAGUGGCUAGAAGCGAUUCUUGUAUAUAUGGCUCAAGCAGCUCACGAGUACUGGCAUUCACACCGGUGGAUUAACGUCUGACGACAAUUCUCAUCAAAGCGAAGUUUUUUUUGGGCCCACGCGCCAAUGGAAGACGUGCUUGGCGAGUUUAACGCCAGGGUGGGCAAAGAAGGUAUCUUUGGCACUACGUUCGGUAAAUUCAGCCUCCACGAGGAAACAUCCCCAAAUGGGUUGAGACUGAUCGACUUCGCCGGGGCCCGAAAUAUGGUUAUCUGCAGUACUAGAUUCCAGCAUAAGAAGAUACAUCAAGCUACCUGGCUGUCUCCGGAUCGAAAAACCACCAACCAGAUCGAUCAUGUUGUGAUAGACGGAAGACACGUCUCCAGUGUUUUAGAUGUGCUCCGAGGUCCUAACAUUGACUCGAACCACUAUCUUGUUGAAGCCAAGAUACACCCGCCUCUGUGAAGCAAAAAAUCCACGUCAACAAACACAAGGAAGGUUCGACGUGGAGAAGCUGCAAUCACAACAGACAUCCGAACGAUUUUCUACUCAAUUUGAACUCCUGCUCUCUGAGAGCAAUCGUCAGCAACUCGGUAUAAGGGAACUGUGGGACUGCAAUUGAAGCUCCUUACGUACAGUUGCAACCGAAACCAUUGGGUUCGGAAAAAGCUAAAGAACAGCUGGUUCGACGAGUGGUGCGGUGUCGCAGCGGAGAGAAAGCAGACUGCUUACCUCGCAACGUUACGAUCGAGCACAACACACGCGGGAUAGAUACAGAGAGUUGAAGAGGGAAGCGAGACGCAUAUGCAGAAAGAAAAAGGGUAACGGUCGAAAAUUCUACGAAAAUAUGCGGCGGCUUACAGAACCGAUGCCCAGAGCAUACUUAAAUUAUGGAGGGAACACUUCUCCAGCCUGCUGAAUGGCAGUGAACAUACAACGCCAGGAGAAGGCGAACCCGAUUCCCCAAUCGAAGACGAUGGAGCAGACGUUCCAUUGCCCGUCCAUGCAGAAGUUCGAAUAGCAAUUACCCGCCUGAAGAACAACAAAGCGGCCGGGCCGAUGGAUUGCCGACCGAGCUAUUCAAACACGGCGGCGAAGAACUGAUAAGGAGAAUGCAUCAGCUUCUUUGAAAAGUAUGGUCGGACGAAAGCAUGCCCAACGGUUGGAAUUUAAGUGUGCUAUGCCCAAUCCAUAAAAAGGCAGACCCCACAAUCUGCGCCAACUACCGUGGGAUAAGCAUCCUCAACAUCGCGUAUAAGGUUCUAUCGAGCGUAUUGUGUGAAAGAUUAAAGCCCACCGUCAACAAACUGAUUGGACCUUAUCAGUGUGGCUUUAGACCUGGCAAAUCAACCGACUAGAUAUUCACCAUCUACAAAGGUAGAAGAGAAAGUAGAAGAACAACGAACUUCAUCAAGUGCAGACACGAACAUGCUGUUAGUGGCUAUUAAGCAAAUAAUAGCUGAAAAUACAUCACAAAUAGCAGAAAAUGCAGUGCAAACAGAAAAUCGUCUGAUACAGCAAAUAGCAGAAAAUGCAGUGCAAACAGAAAAUCGUCUGGCACAGCAAAUAGCUGAAAAUAUAUCACGAAUAACAGAAAAUGUAGUGCAAACAGAAAAUCGUCUGGCACAGCAAAUGACGCAAAUAGCUGAAAAUACAUCACAGAUAGAAUCUCGCCUUACACAACAGAUUACAGAGAAUAAUACACAAGUGCAAGAGAAAUUUUCAAAAUUUGAAGACGAAUUAAGCACUUUAAAAAAUGACGAAGAAAAUUUAAAAGCAGAAGUUCUUCAAUUAAGUAAUCGUGUGCGAGAACUGCAACUGCAUGGCCCUGCUCCAUCAACAAAUAAUCAAAGAUUGAAGGCACCCACAUUCGAUGGAAGUAUUCCAUUUCAAAUUUUCAAACUUCAGUUUGAAAAGACAGCAAUGGCCAAUAACUGGAAUGCAGCGGACAAAGUAGCGUCCUUGUUUGUAUCAUUGAAAGGACCUGCGGCAGAAAUCCUUCAGACUAUUCCAGACUGUGAACGGGACAACUAUGAGGCAUUGAUGAGUGCGAUAGAAAGACGAUAUGGCAGUGAGCACCGGAAACAAAUAUACCAGAUCGAACUGCAAAAUAGGGGUCAGAAGAUGAACGAGUCAUUGCAAGAGUUUGCAACUGAAAUAGAACGACUGGCUCAUUUGGCAAAUGCAGAUGCACCUGUGGAUUACAUUGAGAGGGUAAAAAUUCAAUGUUUCAUAAAUGGAAUUCGUGAUGUGGACACCAAACGCGCCACAUAUGCAUUGCCGAAAAGAACGUUUGCUGAAACGGUUUCGCACGCCCUCACACAGGAAACAGCUUCCCUACUAAGUAAACCAGCACUCAAAGUACAAAGAGUUGAAACGGAACAACCAGCGCUGAUGGAAGAAAUAUUGAAGACUCUGAAGACAAUUGCUGCACAGCGAGUAAAUACAACAGGCAGAUGUUUCAACUGUGGAAAAGCGGGUCACUUUGCCCGUAAUUGCAAUAUAAAGGUAAACCCAUCAAAACGGAAUCAACCAACAGAACACCGAAAGAGGAUUCACCACAAAAAUGCGGAUGCAUUAUCGCGUCGCCCUUGUCCACUGGAAUGUAAACAUUGCUCCAAAUCAGAAGGAAAAGAAGGUAUAAUCGACGUGCGAUUACUGAAUAUAGAACCUGAGGAUGAUUGGACUCCUCACCGCAUCAGAAUCAAUCAGCUGGAGGACCCUGAUCUUGCAAAGCUGAUAAUAGCCAAAGAAAAUGGGGUACGACCACCAAAGGAACAAAUAAGUAGCGAGAGUCCAACGGCAAAAGCAUAUUGGGCCCAAUGGAACAGCAUAAACCUCGUUAAUGGAUACCUUCAUCGUACCUGGGAAAGCGAAGAUGCCAAACAGUCUCGUCUGCUGAUCAUAGUACCGAAGUCCAUGAUUCCGAAAGUAUUGAAAGAAUAUCACAAUGGACCUAGUGGAGGGCACCUUGGAAUUACAAAAACUAUAGAGAAGAUUAAACAACGGUUCUACUGGAUCGGUUGUCGAGAUUCCAUAGCAAAAUGGAUAAGUAAUUGCGUAGAGUGCAUGGCAGCUAAAGGUCCUAAAGCCAAAAGUCGCGGUAGGCUACAACAGUACAACGUGGGAUCACCAUUUGAACGAGUCGCAAUGGAUGUUGCAGGUCCGUUCCCAACCAGUACGGCCGGAAACAAAUAUCUACUGGUUGUCAUGGAUUAUUUCAGUAAAUGGUCAGAAGUAUAUGCCUUACCAAACCAAGAAGCGAAGACAGUAGUCGAAGCGUUUGUAGAAAAUUGGAUAACAAGGUUCGUAGUGCCCGUCGAAUUACACUCAGAUCAGAAGUCUGUACAUUAUUGGGCAUCCACAAGACACGGACAACAGCGUUACAUCCACAAUCAGAUGGAAUGGUGGAGAGAUUCAACCGAACGCUCGAAGAACAUCUGCGGAAAAUCGUUGAUAAAGAUCAACGGAAUUGGGACAAGUGCAUCCAGAUGUUCCUGCUGGCGUAUCGUUCAGCGAAGCACGAGACAACUGGUUACACGCCAGCAAAGAUUAUUUUCGGAUCUGAUCUGCGACUCCCUGCUGAUCUUAAGUUUGGAACGAAUCCUACAGCUGUAAGAAAUGAUGGAGAUUAUUGCUCUGCCUUAAAGGAAAAAAUGAAUGAAUUGCAUCUAAUGGUAAGACAGCACACGCAUCUGAUGCGCAAUAAGAUGAAGGACCGGUUCGAUCAAGCAGCAAAUUCAAAAGGUUUUGAAGAAGGUGAUCUGGUCCUGUUAUACAAUCCACUUCGAAAGAAAGGCUUGUCCCCAAAAUUGCAGACAGCCUGGGAAGGACCCUAUAUGGUGAUGAAACGACUUAAUGACGCGGUAUACCGCAUACAAAGAAAUGGAAAAGCACGAUGUAAAAUGAAAGUAGUACAUUUGGAGAGGCUCGCCCCAUUUGGUUCAAGAGGAUUUGUGCCUAAUCGGGACGAUUAGGCUUAAGUGGAGGACAGUGUUACAAAAGUAGUAUUAAGUUGUAUUUGCUUUACUAUAUGCAUCCCUUAUUAUGAACAAUAGCUGUAUGUAUAUGGAAUGGCAUUACGUGUGUUUGUCUUGUUGUAGACAUCUGGCGACACGGCUGUCUGCUUGUCUAAACAAUAGUUGCAUCUGGCGCCGUAUGGCACUAUGUUCUUAUAAUUGCCAGACGCAAUAUUCUGGAACAGUGUUGUCCAAGGACACUUCGGCAUCAGCGAGGAGCGCGUGGCUAUAUAAGCCGUGGCAACGUCAACGUAAUCAACCAGUGCUAAGAGU
Messenger RNA from Bactrocera dorsalis (oriental fruit fly), 4841 nucleotides. RefSeq lists its product as uncharacterized. Bases 1978 to 4167 code for a protein of 729 amino acids. NCBI's taxonomy places the organism in Eukaryota, Metazoa, Arthropoda, Insecta, Diptera, Tephritidae. The record is from RefSeq and is a predicted model, not a curated record. Gene Ontology annotation, biological process: DNA integration. Gene Ontology annotation, molecular function: zinc ion binding; nucleic acid binding. The transcript has 2 exons.